UGUUUUAACUGGAAAGUGGAACGAAAGUGUCCUUUAUUCUCCUUCAACUUUGUAGAAUCUUAUUAUCUUCUACGUUUUGGACAACGACAGAUUCGUUGAGUGAUUACAAGCAUCAAUACUGCAACCGACUUGGCCUCCUACACUUCUCUAUACUCUGUACUCUGGACCUUCCUUUCUUGUUCGUAGUUUCAGAUCUGCAUAGCAACAUGGGUUUGGCAAUUUCCCGGUUUUUAAAGCUGUUCUUUGUGAAAAAAGAGAUGAGGAUUUUGAUGGUUGGUCUUGACGCUGCCGGGAAAACCACCAUCCUGUACAAGCUGAAACUUGGAGAGAUCAUUACCACCAUACCCACUAUUGGUUUUAAUGUGGAAACUGUGGAAUACAAAAAUGUGAGCUUCACAGUUUGGGAUGUAGGAGGGCAGGAUAAGAUCAGGCCCUUGUGGAGACACUAUUUUCAGAAUACCCAAGGUCUGAUAUUUGUUGUGGACAGUAAUGACAAGGAGAGAAUUUUGGAAGCCAGAGAUGAGCUUCAUCGGAUGCUCAAUGAGGCCGAGCUACGUGAUGCAACACUUCUUGUGUUUGCCAACAAGCAAGACCUUCCGAAUGCUAUGAGCGUUUCUGAAAUCACUGAUAAACUUGGCCUGCACUCGCUCCGUCAGCGCCGCUGGUAUAUCCAGAGCACUUGUGCCACAUCUGGGCAAGGACUCUACGAGGGCCUCGAUUGGCUAUCCAGCAAUAUCUCUAGCAAGGCUCAUUAAUCUGAAGCACUGUUCUUGAAGGGCUGGCCACGUUAUCUUUUCCCCACAUCUCAAUUUAGUCCAAAAGUUGCUUUGAUUGUUCCUAAGGAAGCUGAGGAUAAAACCAUAUUAGCCAAGUAUGCGUGUAGCUGAACUUUAUGUGCUAUGUCAUUUGCAAGGGUGAAAACUUAAAGAUUACUCCUUAUUACAUUAAAAUAUAGACUUUGAUUAUUUGUGUAAAAAUAAUAAUAUAAAAUAUAAAAUGAAUUGUCUA
Messenger RNA from Diospyros lotus (date-plum), 1008 nucleotides. Its product is annotated as ADP-ribosylation factor 1-like. Gene Ontology annotation, biological process: intracellular protein transport; vesicle-mediated transport. Gene Ontology annotation, cellular component: cytoplasm. Bases 207 to 755 code for a protein of 182 amino acids. Gene Ontology annotation, molecular function: GTPase activity; GTP binding. The transcript has 7 exons. The record is from RefSeq and is a predicted model, not a curated record. Lineage: Eukaryota; Viridiplantae; Streptophyta; Magnoliopsida; Ericales; Ebenaceae.